GGUUUGGCUGCAGCCUAAACCAGAGGGGAGGGGUCUGUCUCUUUCAUACACUCUCUCUGCUCGGACUGGAACCGCUCUCUUGCAGUUCUUUUGCUGUGCAGGAUUGCAUGAAACAGGACCUUUUUUUUCAGGACUGGCUUAACUGCGUGAGUUUAAUGUGGAAGACGUGUGUUUUGAUCAAAUGAAAUACCCUUUUGGUACUGCGGUUUGAUGGAAAACACUUGAAAACCAGAAUCAUCAAAGAAGGGCCAGCCAAGUCAUGGACACCAUCCUCUGAAUGAACAAAGGGAUGGUAAACACCUUCCCUAAUAUCUUUCUCUACAUAUUGGGCUGUACAUCAGUGCUGAAUUGGGUCUAGCUAUGGGAGGUUUGGAUGUGUGAUUGAGUCUCAAUCUCUUCUAUUGCACUUCUACGUGCCUCAUGGAGCCGCCAGUAGACAAGUCUGAGCUUCCGAACCCUACACUUCCCAAGAUAACCUCUCAAGGAUCUCAGCAUGGGAUGUGUCUCCCAUUACACAGUGGUGUUCAGAGUAACAGUGCUUUCACCUCUGAGUCCUCAUUGUCUUCAUCGUCAGCUAUGCCCCCAUAUGAUAGAGGUGAAGCAUCACCAGACUCCAUGUGUAGCUUGAGUAGUCUGAGCAGUGCCAGAACAUACAGCCCUUUGGAUGUGGACAUGCCAGAGGUAGAGAUGGGUAAAACCAUAAUCAACAGUGAUGAUUCAGUCAUGCAGAGCCCAAACUGCAGACCGGACUACAGUGAGUCCAUUGACAAUGACAAUUCUGUAUCUGUCUAUCUGGACGCCAAUGAAGACUGCUGGAGUGACAAUGAUAAUCAUGAUGGUACUUUGAUGGUAACACAGAAGGUUGGACUAAAUGACAACAGUGAUGAAGCCUCCUUGUGCUCUUCAGAACAUGGUGAUUAUAAUGACCUUAAAAAAGAGGAGAAAGAAGACUCUUUUCUCUCUUUAGUCUCGGUAGAUUUGGUGUUGAAGAGCCAGAUUGGUGUUUCUGCGCUGGAAGUCUCCACCAGCUCAGAGGUGGACCUGCUAAAGAACACUUUACCAGACCUUUCUCAAGACCAACCAGCGGAAGGCAAGUCGCAGAGCUCCAACAGAGUGACUGAUCUGGCUACAGUCAAUGCCCCCCAGAGGGAAGUGGUCCAAGAGAAAGGGGAACUCUCUGUUGAGUUGUGUCCAGACACUCAAGCUAAUGAGAUAAUCCUGAAUGAAAUGGUGGUGCAUCUUGAAGAUUCAGUGGGUAAUAGAAUAUGCACCAGAAACAUAAAGGUCUUGUCUGUUUCUAAAGAGGAUAACCAGCCAAAGUCCACAGUGAAAAAGACCAAUGCUCUGGGAGGUCAUGGUCUCACCAAGCCUCCUAAAAGGGCUGCUCUGACCAAAGCCACAAAACCUGAGGUGAAAAGAUUCCCCAGACCAGACUUGAAGAACGUGAAGGCCAAGAUAAUUUCCAGAGCUGCCUCUGCACCAAGAUCUGCCAGUCCCGCCAAAACAAUCUCUAAUCUUGGCCAGUCAGCUUCAGCCAAUGUGAAAAUGCUUCCUCUUACGGCAAACCGUGAAACCAGUAGGAGAGUGGAAGAUAAAGCUGUUGGGAAAAGAAGCAGAUCCUCAUCGAGCCAUGCAAGGGAACCAAAGAGAUCUGACUGUCGAGAGUCAGACCCUAAACUCCAAACAACGUGUCUGCCACCGGAUAGGAAAAAGGCACUUAUCAUUGAAUCAUCUGUGAAUCAUACAGAAGUUGCAGAGGUUGACACCAAUGGCAAUCAGGAGAAGGUUGUGAUCACUUUAUCUUUACAAACACGAGGAGAAGUAUUUUCUCCCUCAACCGAUCUCAUAGAUGAAGAAAAGGUUCAACUUAUGAAAGAAACAGAGGAAGAACCCUCUAAAGGCACCAGCAAGACUGUGUCUUCCAAGCUGGGACCUUCAUUAGGGACUACAGCUAGCAGUACAUCCACAUCUGGACCCCCAGAACCCAGACUGAAGCCCCCAAGUCGAGAAGCCCGACCCACUGGUAGUCUGGGUCCAUCGGGAGGCCGAGCAGUUCAGCCGUCGGGUAUUCUAAGGAUGCGCACCACAGACAAGUUGACAGGGCCUUACACCCCCACCACAUUCUCCAGCUCUCCUGGUAAGGGUGCUCAGAGAGCUCCCUCCUCAAAACUGCCUGUGAAAGGCCUUCCCACAAGCCCCAGCUCUUCAUCACUGGGAAGUACAAUCAGUGAAAGCAACGGUAUUGCAGUCAACAAAGUUCCUGCUGAAUUGAAGAAUGAGGAGAAGCCUAUCAAACAAUCCCCCUCAUCCCACAUGCAAGGAAAGUCUCCAGUCAGCAAACCUGUAUCAGGACACCGCAGCAGAGCAAGCUCUAUACCAUCCAAACCAGUGGCAGGGCUGAAGGCCCCAACUAUGACCAACCACAUGUCAGCUAAGACUAACCAGAAUGUUUUGCAACGCACCGGAUCUGCAAGACUUAUUCGCUCAGCAACAACAGGCCCUGGAGGUCGCUCUCUCUCCCCAGCAGACUGGCAACUCUCUGUCUGUCUUCCCAGGCAUGGUCUGAUAGUGGACAAGAGCUCCAAAGGGCCCAAAGCUGCAGGGACAACAGCUGGCCUAACGCAGCAGCACAGCUCGACUGGGGGAACCGGACAGACUGAGGAAGAGGAGGAAAGAGAUCUUCGUCUUCAAAAUGAGAAGAAGAGUCAGUGCAUCCUGCAGCUCCGUAAACUCAUCGCUAAUGGCAAUCAACGCUUGGAAGCUCUUGCCUUGGUUGUGCAGCAUGUCUUCAGCGAGCGUGAGGUGGCACUCAGUCAGAGAGAAGAACUUUCCAUCCAGCUUAACAAACUGCGACAGCAACUGGGUAACUCGGUCUCCUGUUGUGAGCAGUUGGAGAGGGAAAAGGAGGAGGUGCGGGUGUCUUUGGAGGCGCUGUUACAGAAACUACAGGAGCAGCAUCAAACAGAACUAGAGGAACUGGAAGAGAGACUGAAAGAGUUCUACUCAGCAGAAUGGGACAAGACCCACCAGGCCUACCAGAAAGAGGCAGACAAAUGCAGGGCGCUCAUGCAGCAGCAGGUGGAAGAGGUGAGGAACCAACAGGAAGCCCUGAGGAACCAACGGGAAGUGGCACACACUGAGCGGAUAGAGAUACUGAAACGUGAAUAUGAGAAUUCAUACGCAGAGCUCAGGAAGAUUCACAACCAGGACAUGCAAGAACUUGACAAAACACUCAAGGAGUCUGAAGCCUCGCUCAACGAAAAAAUUCAAAGUUUGACUGCAGAAAACGAGACUUUAAAAGAAAGGUUAAGAGAGGAGGAGGAGUGGAGGAAAGCACUGGCAGAAAAAAGUCAGAAGGACGCCCACACGCUGUAUUUGGAACAGGAGCUGGAGAGUCUUAGAGCCGUGCUGGAAAUAAAGACAAACCAGAUACACCAGCAAGACAAGAAACUUAUGCAGAUGGACAAACUGAUUGAUGAUAAUUUGAAACUAGAGGAGUAUCUAAAUAAGGUCCAGCAGGAGAACGAGGACUACAAGGCUAGGAUGGACAAGCAUGCUGCCCUUUCAAAGCAGCUCUCCACAGAACAGGCCAUGCUUCAACAGACCCUGCAGAAGGAAUCAAAGGUCAACAAACGUCUGUCCAUGGAGAAUGAGGAGUUGCUAUGGAAACUACACAAUGGAGACUUGUGCAGCCCACGACACCUCUCGCCCACUUCCCCCUUCCACCCGCCUCAAAACUCUGCCUCAUUUUCCACGACUCCGAUAUCACCCAGAUAGCCUCUGACCUCAGAAACUGCCCUCACCCAGAGGCACCUAUGGACCUUUUGGCCAUUUGAUUCCUAUAAUAAGACUUGUACAGUUUGUUAAGACUUCUAAAGUUUAUAACUGUCCCCUUUUCCAUUAAAGACAAUGAUGCACAGUUGCACUUCUUGAUCAAGGAAUUGCCUUGCUCGGUUACACAUUUGUUUGUUCUCUUCUGCGUCAUUCCUUUAAGUCUGUCUCUGCCACAUUUUUUUUCCUUCUCUCUCCCUAUCUUUCACAGACACACAUAAAAAUGUAUCUGAGGAGGAAACACACCUCAGGGCUUGUACAUAGAAUAUCUCUUCCUCAGACUGCAAUUUUCUGUUAUAUUUGUGCUCCCUUUUCAUUUUUUUAAUUAAAAAAAUAGUUUGUGCAUAACAAGUAAAAGAUGUAAAGCUGUCUUUUUCUUUGUCUGCUCACUAGAAUACUAUAUGAGAUUAACAUAAAAAAAAAAUAUUAUUAUAAAAUUUUAUUUUUUUGGGGCAAUAUGCUUGGUUUGAGACUUUGCUCGAGAAUGUUUUGAUCAGUAAGACUGGAAAAAAGGCUUAACCUCAAAUGUGCAUAUACAGUAGAUCCAAAUAUUUGUUCUUAAUAUUGUGGAAUGUAUUUUCUUCUCUCCCAAAAUUGCUUCUAGUGGCCUCCACAUCCAGAAAGCUCUGAGUGAAUGUCUCCAUAUCUCAACCACAGUAACCUAUUUUAUUUUAUUUUAUUAAUGCAUUAAACUUAAGGAUGCUUCUCCUUA
Messenger RNA from Xyrauchen texanus (razorback sucker), 4543 nucleotides. RefSeq names its product microtubule-associated tumor suppressor 1 homolog. The transcript has 16 exons. The record is from RefSeq and is a predicted model, not a curated record. The coding region runs from base 421 to 3777 and encodes 1118 amino acids. Lineage: Eukaryota; Metazoa; Chordata; Actinopteri; Cypriniformes; Catostomidae. Gene Ontology annotation, cellular component: nucleus; cytoplasm. Gene Ontology annotation, molecular function: microtubule binding.